Solea senegalensis (Senegalese sole) is the source of this 811-nucleotide messenger RNA. RefSeq names its product cytochrome b-c1 complex subunit 6, mitochondrial-like. The transcript is spliced from 4 exons. The coding region runs from base 130 to 435 and encodes 101 amino acids. Gene Ontology annotation, biological process: mitochondrial electron transport, ubiquinol to cytochrome c. NCBI's taxonomy places the organism in Eukaryota, Metazoa, Chordata, Actinopteri, Pleuronectiformes, Soleidae. The record is from RefSeq and is a predicted model, not a curated record.
CCAUCGUUCUAGUCGCUUCCUUCUCAUAUGUGACCGACCGACCUCACGCCUUCGUCUAAUAUCAGUGAAGCUGUUCAGCGUGAAUUACUGUUUUCUGAAGUUUUGCUGUGAAUUCUCUCAACUUCAAUCAUGGUGUUCGAGAGGAAGAUGAUCACUUCCGGUGACCCCGAUGACGAGGAGGAAGAUGCUCCAGAGGAGGAGGAGGAGGAAGAAGAAGAAGAGGAGGAGGAAGAAAUGGUGGACCCUCUAGAUACGAUACGAGCCAAGUGUGAGGAGAGUGAACACUGUAGGCACUACAAGGAGCGCCUGGAGGCCUGUGAAGCAAGGGUCAACUCCAGGUCCAACACUGAGGAGACCUGCACGGAAGAGCUGUUUGACUUCUUGCAUGCACGGGACCAUUGUGUGUCGCACAAGCUGUUCCACAAAGUGAAGUGACCUGCCUGCCUGCCCAGUUUCCACCAUUUGCAGCUGCUUAAGUGUAAAAUAAUGACAUCUGUGACUUCUGUUUUUCUCCUGUGUAUUAAUAUAAAUGAGUUCUACAGGAGGCUUGUAGAAUGAAGACCUGACACCUUGCUAUAAAUAAUGCAGCUGUGUAGACUGGAGUCAGAAUCUGUAAGAAAUGAAUCUCUGCUUGUAUGGGUGAUGAUGGUCAUGCUCUUUUGAAAGGUUGUGCACAAAAAAGGGUUCAGUCAGUCAUGGGGUGCUUUCAUGUGUAAGUUCAUAAGACAAUUUGCUGCUACUGUAAGGGAUUUACCUCAGGUUUGGUCAUGAAUUCAUAACUCUGUCCAAAAAUAAAAGGCUUUUCUUGUUA